ACUUAAUUCUACCGAAAAAAAAAAACCCUCAUCAAGCCGUAUGUCAUUAAACAUGAAAACGAAUUAAUGGCUAAGGCUUUGACCUCUCCCAAGUCAAACGCCCAAAACUUAUUUCAAUCAUGCCAAUCCUUUGAUCGAGUCAUAUGUUCCAAAUUUCCCAUCGCCCUGUGAUUCAGGUUCCCGCCAAUUACAACUUAUUUAUUGAAGUGGAAAAUAUAUAGAAAUAGGGGGAAAAUAAUAAAUUCUGAAUGAAAAAAAAAGGCAAAAAUGGUGAUGAAGAAAUCAUUAUUAUCGAUUAAGAGAAAACCCUCCAUGCCCGAUUCCAGUGCCGGAUCCACCACCCAAACCCGUUUUCAUCCCGUACCUCCAACUCCCACUUCCGAUGAUUGGGUUGGUGACCAGAAUCAUCCUCGAAGACAGACAAUGCGGACAACUAGGAGCCAGAAUAAGGUUGUUACUAAUGUCGAGAAAACGAAGAAUGGUAUAGAGAGAUCAAUUAAGGGUGUCCGUGUGAUAGUUCCUGGAAUUAAGGUAUCUGAUGAGGGGAAACCUAUUGUUCCGCCGCUCGGUUUUGCUCAUGUGAAGAAUGUUGUAAAAAACACCAAAAAGGGUGUUUUUGUAUCUCAUUGUACUGGUAUGACGGAUGAUAAUGGCAAGGGAUUAUCUGUUCAACGUAGUUUUGGUCGAAUGGAGAAUACUAUCAACAUGGAUGCUUUAUUUGGGAUGAAGUUAAAAGAUAACAAGAAGGCGGUUGUUGAAGUUUUUAAGCAAUGCAAAGAAAAAGAAGUUGAAGUUGUUACCCCCAUCAAUUCUGCUCCUCCAUUCAGGACCAAAUGCAACAGGAAUGAAUUUGAUGGAGCAAAAGAAGCAUUGCAGUCUAAGCCAUCAACAGAUCCUUUUCCAAAAAAUAAGAAAAAGAAAGUGUUAUCUAAGGGAAGUUCCAGAAAAUUUGUAAUGCCGUAUGAUUUUAUUGACCAACAAAGGGCUUACUUUAAAGAGAUCGAUGAGUAUAGACUACAAGUGGAAGAAGUGGAGCAAGUUUCAGUGUAUGAGGAAUGAUCUCUUAAUCUAGGUAGUGCAUCUUACUCAUCUCAGUGUGUUGUAUAUUCACACUUUCACAUGUCAAAAUAUACCUGAACAUCUACCAAUUUGAUAUAUAUGACCAGCAAGUUAUACGCCUAUAUGUUACUGUAUUUUGUUUUCUUGGGCUUUAGAGAAUUUUUUUAGAGAGAUGUAUCUAUUGUAGAUCAAUCUGAAUAAACAGCUUUAUAUUAUGAUCAAAUAUGAUGAGUAGUUGUGAA
Messenger RNA from Erigeron canadensis, 1301 nucleotides. RefSeq lists its product as uncharacterized. Bases 268 to 1059 code for a protein of 263 amino acids. The record is from RefSeq and is a predicted model, not a curated record. Lineage: Eukaryota; Viridiplantae; Streptophyta; Magnoliopsida; Asterales; Asteraceae. The transcript is spliced from 4 exons.